CGCGAUCACUCGGCAAGAAAGUGAUGCGAAUCGUGAGUAUCCCGUCGGGAUCGGAAGUCGUGGACGAACUUCGGCGCGAGCUCCGUUUGCGUUUUCCGCGCGGAAAACAAUCGAUGAUCUGCGAAAAUGGCUUGCUGCAAGGUGUAUCUGGUAGCGUUAUCGGCUCUAAUUGCUUGUCACGCGGUUAACGCAAAUUACGAGCACGAGCGUUUGAAGGCCGAGGUGCAAUAUGAGAACUCGCGAGCUCCUUGGAACCACCACAAUUAUGACUUUUACGAGGCCGCCUCUUCCGAUAUACGUCCACGUUAUUACGAUUUCCACGAGUCGGCCGAGGAUCAUCACGACGCGAGCUCGUCUGAGCCUUUUCCGAUCAGCAUCGUCAAGAAGGAGCCGAUCGAAGACAAGAGCUUCAAGAAAGCGACAUCUCCGUUCUACGCUCCGCUUGCCGCCAAGGAUCCCCUGAAGCACAAGGAGUUCGCUCCAAACUUGAGGAAUGCGUAUUGCCAGGAGAUCAAGGUGAAGACGAUCGAGCCGGAGAGCAAGCGGCCGAAAGGUACCACGACCUGUUACAGAUGCAAGGAUCCCAAAACCAAGUCCACGUCCGAGCGCUGCAUGUACAAGAGCGAGCCUGAGGAGACUGCGUCCUCGAACAUGAAGAUGGCGCGCAUCCUACCUGCGCCGAUUAACUUCAGACAUCGAAGGUCCAGCUCGGACAAGAACUGGAGGCCACGGAAUCCUUACCGGUUCGCCGACGAGUACUUCACCGACACCACGCACAACGUGCCCACCACGUAUCAGAACAAGGGAGAGAAAUGCGAGAAGGUCAUGAAGGAUUCCAUGGUGUGCAUGGUGUGCAAGGACGCCAAGACCAACGGUAAGUACGAGCAAUGUUCGUACGUGAAGCAACCGCGCGAGAAGGCGUAUUCCUACACAAAGUCCAGCACCUUCGGCGAACCCAAGGAGCAGAAGAGCGAAAAGGAAGAGACUCGGCGGGAGACUGAAGAAAGUCCUUACUCCGAGUCUUCGAGCGACCGAGUCUCCGAUAGACAAGGAGAAGGCAGUGCUCCUGAGGAAGGACCUCGCGAGUACUCCUACUCCAGCGAUUAUCGUCCUACGACCCCCACGGUGAAGAGCGAGCAGGACGAAGUGCAGGACUCGCCUACGACGGGCUGUAAGCAGGUGCAGAAGGACUCGAAGACCUGCACGGUGUGCAAGGAUCCAAAGAACGGCGGCACCUACGAGAAGUGCACCUACAGCUAUCAGCCGAGCGACAAGCUGUAUAAGUACAGCCGAUCCAAGAGCUUCGGUUAUCCGGAGAAGACCUCGGGCACCUCUGGGGAUGCGGACAAGGCAACCGGCGCGUCGCACGAGUCCAAGGACAAGGUCUACCCGCACGGCGAGGGCGUUUAUUUCGACGGAUCAGCAUCCUCCGCUUACCCACGGGGUGGGUCUGAGCGAGCAGCCGAGGAUGAUUCCGACGGUUCAUCGCGCGGCUCGCCUUAUUACGGAGGUGAAUAUUCCAGCCCCGAUGAAUCGAGCGAGGCCACGUCGGACGACGAAGAGCAUGGAUCUUACGGGACGACAUCAGCAUCCGACCGCGAUAAAUCCGCUUCGGAACGUCACUCUGAGAAUAUCGGCGCUGAGCACUGCAGGAAGGUGGAAAAGGACUCCAUGACGUGCACGAUCUGCAAGGACCCGAAGACCGGCAACGACUUCGAGCAGUGCUCGUACUCGUACAAGCCCACCGACAAACUCUUCUCUUACAGCAAGUCCAGCUCCUUCGGCAACCCGCGAAAGAGCGACGGCUCCGAGUACAGCGAGGCGUCCGACGAAGAGCAGCAGCGUCCUGACGGUACGGAGGUCGUGCAAGGAGCCGACGAGUCGUACUCGGCCGGGCCAAGCUACGAAGCGUCGACGAAGGACGAGGCGAGGACCAAGGACGACGAGGCGAAAGGAGGCGAGGACGUGGACACGGGCUACCUGCACACCGCGCAGAAGAAGGCGGAGAUCGAAGGCUUCCUGCAGAACUUCCGGAAGGAGGACCGCUCCAAGUGCAAGAAGGUCAUGCGCGACAAGAUGACCUGCUAUCAGUGCGUCGACGACAAGGGCUUCCAGAAGGAGGAGUGCGUCUUCGUGACCGGCGAGGAGCCUGACAAACUGGCGUUCCACGAGAUCAAGGAGUUCCAGGUAGACUCGGCGAGCUCGGCGAAGCCGAGAACGACGAGUCCCCCGGCGCCGGAGCUCGUCGCGGCCGCCAGCAAGAACACUUACGUGAGGCUGGAGAAGCCGGACAACGACUACCCUGACGAAGCGUCGCACACGGCGGAGGAGACGAAGGAGGCCGAGCCGUACGACUACACGUCGGAGACGCGCUCCAGUUUAUAGGGCGCGCUGGAGCACGCGUGAUGUCUAGAAUGUCGCGGUAUUUUUCGAGCAGAUCCCUCUUGCGAUGAGGCGAGGCAGGCCCGCCGUAGAUCGUAGAUCGGCGAGCAGAUGUUGCGCAGAUGGACACCGUGAUUGCUGACAAUCAGAGCCGAGUAUCAGAUCACGCUCGAUCGAAGAUCCAGGAUGACAAAUCGAAUUUUAGGACUCGGUCGGUGCAUCAUUCCAAUGUUGACUCGCGUCGUCGCCCCGACUGGUCCAAGUUCCGCUCUUCAAUUCGCAAUCUUCUCAGUCCUCAGGACGUGAUCUGAUACGAGCCUUGGCAGGCCACUUGGCCGCGAUGUAUCUUCCUAUCCCGUCUCUCCCCCAUUUCUGACAUCUCGAAAUAAAGAAUAACGUCAUGUGG
Messenger RNA from Harpegnathos saltator (Jerdon's jumping ant), 2788 nucleotides. RefSeq lists its product as uncharacterized. Bases 127 to 2385 code for a protein of 752 amino acids. The transcript has 5 exons. The record is from RefSeq and is a predicted model, not a curated record. Lineage: Eukaryota; Metazoa; Arthropoda; Insecta; Hymenoptera; Formicidae.